CGUCCGUGUCCCCGGCGAAGGCUCCGUGAGGACCCAGGGCGACGAGCAAGCGGGGCGAUGCUCAGGCUGCGCGGUUGCUGCGCGCGUCCCCGCGGCGCUCCGGUCCGGAAUGAGCGGAGCCGGGCGGGCAGCCGCGCCCUGCGGGUGCUGGUGGACAUGGACGGCGUGCUGGCGGACUUCGAGGGCGGCUUCCUCCGGAAGUUCCGCGCGCGCUUCCCGGACCUGCCCUUCGUGGCGCUGGAGGACCGGCGCGGCUUCUGGGUGUCGGAGCAGUACGGACGUCUGCAGCCUGGGCUGAGCACAUGGCUAUUUCUUCCUCCUGAUGAAUUUGACAGUCCUCGCCCUCCUCCCUUGCUCCAAUCCAUAGAAGCAUAUAUUUCGGAGAAAGCCGUCAGCAUCUGGGAGUCAAAGGAUUUCUUCUUUGAACUCGAGCCCCUGCCAGGAGCUGUGGAAGCUGUGAAGCAGAUGGCCAACCUGCAGAACACUGAUGUCUUCAUCUGCACAAGCCCCAUCAAGAUGAUCAAGUACUGUCCCUAUGAGAAGUACGCCUGGGUGGAGAAGCACUUCGGCCCUGACUUUCUGGAACAGAUUGUGUUGACCAGAGACAAGACCGUGGUCUCUGCCGACCUUCUCAUAGAUGACCGGCCGGACAUCACAGGGGCCGAGCCCCACCCCAGCUGGGAGCACAUCCUCUUCACCUCCUGCCACAAUCAUCACCUGCAGCUGAAGCCCCCUCGCCGGAGGCUGCACUCGUGGGCAGAUGACUGGAAGGCCAUCUUGGACAGCAAGCGGCCCCGCUGAGCAGCGGCUCUCUCGUGGUCCAGUGUGGGGCUCGCGGCUCAUGACUGGACAGCAAGCAGCCUGCUGAGGGCUGUGCUGCAGCUCCCUGGCAUCUCCUGGAGGACCCAAUGGACUCCUUGAUCAAGACCACCUCUCGACACACUCCCCUUGCUCUCCUGGCCCAGUCCUUUACCUGAUCUUGGGGCAGGGCUGGGAGAAAGGCGUUUGCUCCUGGGCGACUUGGCCUAACCUCAGGCAGGGGCCAUGCCACUGCCUCGCACUGCUGACAACAGGGUGUUCUCUAAGGAACAGAGGGGUCCUGCUUCAGGAUCUGUGGCCUUUGCGAGGUAAAGAGUGCCAGGGGCGGAUGACAGAGGGUCCCCUGGCAGGCACGUGCCCUUCCGCCUCUAACAUGGAGCCUUGUCCAACUUGCCCACUUAGUCUGUUUUCUCCUCCUGGCGUUCCGUGGCCACCAGGCUCUCUUGGAGGCCAACAGUGACCCUGCCUAUGACUAGCAAUGGUCUCUUUCUCUGGUGUCCCUAGAUCCUAUUCACGGUGCAGCGAGGAGUCAGCAGGCUUGAUCAUUUGUUGACCAUGUGAGAAACAAAUGCUAUUGACAUGUAGCUGCGGCCUUCUCUAGCACCUGCCCCAGGAUGAUCUUGUGUCCACCGGCCUGUGAUGUAAGCAUCUGGGAGUCCCACGUGGACAAACAGAGGCGGGCAUAGCUCUCUUUUGUGGUCGUCACGUGGUACCACGUGGGCGCAAGGGCGAAAUGGCCUCAAUGGUAGCAUGCCUGGCAGCCUGAUGGUUUCUUUUGGUCCCAUUCGUCUGAGAGAGGCCCUGCUUCCCUCAAGCCCAGUACCUCACACAUGUUCCCCUAACCCUGAGUCAGACACAGGGCCUUCUCUACGCUUCGCCCAAGGCCAAGUUUCCAUAGUCCUAGAAGCUGUUGUCACAGCCUCAGCGCAUGUUCCUUUUGGGCUGGUCCUUGGGAGGUGACACUUGAACCAGCCACCCCCCAAAUGCCCCCUUGAGAAUUUUAGAAACAGUGCCACUGAAGACCACUUGCAUCCUCAGAACCUUUACUUGCGAUGGGCAUGGUGACACACACCUGUUUUCUGGGCACUUAGGUUGGCACAGGAGUGUUGCGGUGGGUUCAAGACCAGUUAGGGUUGCAUAGCAAAGCCCUGUCUAAAAACAUUAAAAACCAGGACCCCA
Molecule: messenger RNA, 1998 nt
Organism: Arvicola amphibius (Eurasian water vole)
Lineage: Eukaryota; Metazoa; Chordata; Mammalia; Rodentia; Cricetidae
Gene: Nt5m
Product: 5',3'-nucleotidase, mitochondrial
Exons: 6
Coding region: 58-801 (247 amino acids)
Biological process (GO): pyrimidine deoxyribonucleotide catabolic process
Molecular function (GO): 5'-nucleotidase activity
Source: RefSeq, a predicted model, not a curated record